GGGAUUAGAGGCAGUUUUUUCCUUAGGAAAUAUUUACUUGUUAUUGUGGGCAUCCCUGGGUGUAUGACGUGUGGGAGCAUGAAUGGACAAGCUAUGGUGCCUGUUAGGUGAGAGGAUGUCUUCUGCAGCCGGCUCCUUCCAAACCUGUUGAGCAUGCUCGCGAGGCGAGGGCUUCGACCUGACCAUGGCGAGCCCUCCCUUCCCCUCUCACGCCUACUCUGAGGUGCUGGAGGCAAACCUUUUCAAUCCGGGCCCACAGCCCCGCGGUGUGGAGAGACCUUCCUUCCCGUGCCCAAUGGCGUCCAGAGUCGGCGGCCUUCCGGAAGUCCUCUGCUGGGCGACAGGCCCGGAGCGGCCUCACCAGUCGAGCGAAGGCGGGAAGCGGUGGAGGACCAGCAGGCACCGCGCGGACCUCCCCGCAGCCGCCAUCUUGGGGCCUGCGGCCGCCAUGGGGUCAUGGGCGCUGAGCGCCGCACUGCUGUGUUUGGGCGGAGCCCUUGCGUACGGCAAGCUGCACUCGCUGACCCUCAGGGAGGGCUCCAGCCCGGCGCAGGGACAGGCUGCCAUGCCAGGGCCGCCGGAAGAGGAGCAGCCGGUCACGAAGGGCUGUGGAAUAGCACCACUCAGAGGUGCACUGGAAGGGUCUCGGAUUAUAGGAGGUAUGCAAGCCAACGCUGGAGCCUGGCCAUGGCAAGUUAGCCUGCAGGUUCAAGAUGGCAAUUUUCUUGUGCACGUAUGUGGUGGUGCCCUAGUGAGAGACAGGUGGGUCCUCACAGCUGCUCACUGCACUAAAGAGGCUAGCGAUCCUCUCAAGUGGAGGGCGGUGAUCGGGACCACCGACCUCACCCGGAGCCACUCCCACAGCAGGAGUGUACGCGUGUCAGACAUCGUCAUCCAGCCAGAUUUCAUUCUGGAAACGUUCGUAAAUGAUAUCGCACUGUUCCAUUUAAAGAAGGCCGUGAGGACUGUGCUGCAGAACAGAGGCUAUGGAGGCCAAAGGCUGAGUCCAUGGAAACUGCAUACAUGUGUAAUCCCAGAGUGGGCCAAGACAAUCAGGAGAUCAGGAGCUCCAGGCAACGGCACAACCAUUUUACAAGAGGCGAAAGUCCACUUCAUCUCUCGAGAGAUCUGUAACUCUGACAGAAGCUACGGAGGAGUGAUUCCUAACACUUCCUUCUGUGCAGGUCAUGAAAAUGGGACCUUUGACACGUGCAGGGGUGACAGCGGUGGACCCCUAAUGUGCUACCUAACAGAACACAAAAGAUACUUUGUGAUGGGAGUUACCAGUUACGGACACGGCUGCGGACGGAGGCAUUUUCCCGGUGUCUACAGCAGCCCGUCCUUCUUCCAGCAGUGGCUGACGGCUUACCUGUCCCAGGGAAACACCAAGCACCUGUUUGACAUGGACAUGAUGCUUGGCCAGGUCCUCAUGGCCCUAGGUUCCAUCAUCCUUCUGGGGGCAACAUAAGGAGCCUCCGCAGGCUGGGGCGUCACGGGCGUCACUCUGCCCCUGCUGCGUCUACACGGCUCCCUUUAGCGCUUCCACACCAACAUUGGCUUGUUUUCAUUUUUGUGUUUUUGAAUGAAAAAGAUUGUGACAGAUACAUAGUUGUGAAUUCUGGCUCCAAAUCACAUACUUCAUUAGAACCUGAUUCACAAUUCUGUAUUUGGAAUACUUUCCUAGGGUUUGUAUAAAAUAUUCAGUUCACUAUGUAUGUACUUUAUGUGUAUAAAGGCCAAUAAACAGUUUAUAAUUUAACUGAAAA
This is a messenger RNA of Rattus norvegicus (Norway rat), 1766 nucleotides long. NCBI's taxonomy places the organism in Eukaryota, Metazoa, Chordata, Mammalia, Rodentia, Muridae. The record is from RefSeq and is a predicted model, not a curated record.